AUGAGGGUGAAGAGAAGCUUCUACCGCAACGUGCCCUCUCCAGGGGCCUUCUUCCAGUCCCUCUACAGUGUGCACAAUGGGGACUUCCAGACCUGGAUAGGGGCCCACAGAACCGGUCUGCUGCCGAGCCAGGACUGUGUCGGUUCCCCACGAGGAGUCUCGGAGCCUGGUGUCCAGGAGGUCAUUGCGUGGCUGACCUACGACCCAGCGGAUCCCUGGCAGUCAGUGGCCCUGGAGGAAGAGGAGGAGGGCCCUGGCGCCGGCCUCCCUGAGGCGGUGCUGCUAGCUGGGCAUGUGGAACAGAGAGGGCAGCCUCCUGCCUACCUGCCACAGGAGGACUGGGCCCCCUCGAUCCCCAGCAGGCCAGCUUCCCCACAGUCAGAGGGCAGCAGUGGCGACUACUGGGCCCUGGGCUGCUCUGGGGACUGCCACCCCUCCACCUUCCCAGGAAACACCCAGAGCUCGGAGCCCAGCCCGGCCUCGGCCUGUGGCCUUUCCUGUGACCAGCAGAAUCUGGACACCUGAGACCUGGCUUUGGGCCGGAGCGUGAGCCUGCAGCCCCUUGGAGGUUGUGUGACGGUAGGUGAGCCACGCCUGCCCCUUCAGGACGAGCAAUACCUCCUUGUGCUGCUGUGAGUUCACCUGAGCAAGUCACCUGCACACCUCUGUGCCCAGGAAAUGCUAGCGUCCCCCUUUUGAGAUGAGACGACCCUUGGACACCGUGUGCCGAGAUCCAGUGUGCAGCAGAGCAAGGUUUGAAGACCUUGGGAUGAGGAAGUUGCUGAGCCCUGGGCACUGAAGGGGUCAGAGAGCACUGGGGAACUGAAAUCCUGACGUGGCUGGUGUUUCGAGGAGUUGGGGGCAUGGCGAGGCUGGAGCUCAAGUGUCCAAAACGUGGCUGGCUGGACUGUGGAGGGCCUGGAAGGUCAGACUGAGGGCUGUGAGGGAAGGGAACUCUCCUGGGCAAGGGAGGAUGUGCAAUGGUUUCUCUUUCUUUCUUUUUUCUUUUUUUAAAUAUUUUUUUAUUUUUAAGUAAUCUCUACACCCAGUGUUGGGCUUGAACCCACAGCCCCAAGAUCAAGAAUCCCAUGCUCCACUGAUUGAGCCAGCCCCUCUUUGUUUUUCAAUGUGGUGAAAUCCACAUAAUUUAACCAUAACUCUUGAAGUGUAUAAUUCAGUGACAUUUAGUACGUGCAUAAUAUGGUCCAACCGUCCUCACUCCCAAAGGAAAUCCCCUUCCUGUUAAGCAGUCACUCCCCACUGGGCUCUCCAUGUGACCUAUCCUAUAUAGCCCCUUGCCUACCUCCUUUCUCUGUGGAUUCACCGCUUCUGAACAUUUUGUAUAAAUGCAGUCAUACAAUAUGUGACCUUCUGCACAGCCUUCUCCCUCAGCGUAGUGUUUCUGAGGUUCACCCACUUUGCAGUAUCGGCACCCCAAUCCUUAUUGUGGCUAAAUGUUAUUCCAUUGUGUGGAUGGACCACAUUUAGUUUAUUCACCCUUCUGUUGGACAUUUGGGUUGUUUCCACUUUUUCUCUGUUGUGAGAAAUGCUGCUGGGAAUAUUCAUGUAAAAGUUUUUGUUUCAAUACCUGUUUUCUAUAUUUUUGUGUAUAUUCCUAGGAGUGGAAUUGCUAGAUCAUAUGGUAACUCCAUGUUUAGAAUUUUUGAACAACUGCCAAACUGUUCUCCACAGUGACUUCAACAUUUUCUAUCAGUAAUGUACUCGCGUUCUAAUUUCUCCACAUCCUCACCAACUAUUGUUAGUGUCCUUUUUUUUUAAAUUUGU
Messenger RNA from Leptonychotes weddellii (Weddell seal), 1785 nucleotides. Lineage: Eukaryota; Metazoa; Chordata; Mammalia; Carnivora; Phocidae. The record is from RefSeq and is a predicted model, not a curated record.